UUAAUGCUUAGCAAUAACCUCCUCCCCUAGCCUUUUCGUCACCCCCAACAUCAGCUCAUCCACAUAUCUUUCACCUCCUACCUUAUUAAUAGGUCCCGCCAGAGGAAGUUUUUUAUCAGCUCCAACAGUGUAAGGGUGUGUGAUUAGAGAAACCAUGUCUACUGUGGAUGCCAAGCAUCAAGCCUCUCCACUCACUUCUUCAUGGUCGUCUUCACCCCCUCCCAAGUCCAAACCACUGGACAACGAACCCGAAAAGAGCAAACAUGACGCCGUUUCAUCGGACGUCUCAGACGAAGGCCCCAGAAAGCCCAGUGGAUGGAACUCCAUGGUUUAUAUCUUAGGGAACGAGACAUUUGAGAGGUUAGCCACGUUUGGAUUGCUCGCCAACUUCAUGGUAUACUUGCUCAAUGAGUUUCACUUGGACCAGGUGUCCGCCACCAACGUCCUUAACAUCUGGUCCGGAACAGCCAACUUUGCACCCUUGGUUGGAGCCUUCAUCUCCGAUGCUUGUGUGGGCAGGUUUCGGACUAUUGCUUUUGCCUCGUUUGCUUCUUUGCUGGGCAUGGUGACUUUGACUCUGACGUCAUGGAUUCCUCAGUUGCAUCCUCCAUCAUGCACAGAGGACCAGCAACAAAAUGAUCAAUGCACUGGGCCCACAUCAGCUCAAAUGGGGAUUUUGUUCCUGGGCCUAGGAUUUCUAACCAUAGGCACAGGUGGAAUCAGGCCAUGCAGCAUACCAUUUGGGGUGGACCAGUUUGAUCCCACCACUGAACAAGGAAGAAGAGGGAUUAACAGCUUCUAUAAUUGGUACUACACCUCAUUUACAUUGGUGCUGAUGAUAGCUCUCACUUUGGUUGUCUACAUCCAAGACUCUGUCAGCUGGGUCUUAGGCUUUGGGAUUCCUACAUUGCUCAUGGUGGGUUCCAUCAUCCUGUUCUUCCUCGGAACAAGGGUUUACGUGUACGUGAAGCCGGAGGGCAGUAUAUUUUCCGGCAUUGCACAAGUUUUUGUUGCGGCUUACAAGAAGCGCCGGGUGAAGAUUCCGGUGGAAGGAGAGAAGGAGGGUGCAUACUAUGAUCCACCAUUGACGAAGGGGAGUGUAAUGGCCAAGCUCCCCUUCACCAAACAGUUCAGGUGGCUAAACAAAGCUGCUGUGAUACUGGAGGGCGAGAAGGAUGCCAAUGGUUGCCCUUCAAAUCAAUGGAGGCUUUGCAGCAUCCAGCAGGUUGAAGAAGUGAAAUGCCUGGUAAAAAUAAUCCCAGUUUGGGCAUCUGGUAUCAUUUGCUUCACUGCCAUAUCACAACAAGGAACAUUCACUGUAUCACAAGCCCUGAAAAUGGAUAGACACCUCGGACCCAAAUUUCAAAUUCCUGCAGGCUCACUCAUAGUAAUAUCCAUGCUUACAGUAGGGAUAUGGGUUCCGAUCUAUGAUCGUAUCCUUGUACCCGCCCUCCAAAAAAUCACUAAACAUGAAGGAGGAAUUACACUUCUCCAAAGAAUGGGAAUUGGCAUUGUUUUCUCCAUUCUGUCCAUGGUGGUUUCAGGAUUGGUCGAACGAGAGAGAAGGGCUUCUGCUAUUCUGCAAGCCGGGCCUCAUGGGAUUGCACCUAUGUCAGUCAUGUGGCUAGCUCCUCAGCUCAUCCUAAUGGGCUUUGCUGAAGCAUUCAAUAUAAUCGGACAGAUCGAAUUCUAUAACAAAGAAUUUCCGGAAAACAUGAGAAGUAUUGCUAAUUCUUUGUUCUUUUGCACUAUAGCAGGGGCUAGCUACUUAAGCAGCUUAGUGGUGGUCAUCGUUCAUGAUGUUACCGGAAAAGCUGGCCGAUCGGCCUGGUUGACAAAGAAUAUUAACCAGGGAAAGGUUGAUUAUUACUAUUACCUUCUAGCAGGAAUGGGGGUUCUGAAUUUGAUAUAUUUUCUGUUUUGUGCUCGUCGAUACCGUUACAAGAGUGGUCACGGUGUUACCGAAGAAGAACCCCAUUUGGACCUUGAGCUUAAUCAACUCAAGCACUAGCUAGGUUUGAUGGGAUUUAUCUAUAUAGAUUUACUGCUUAAAAAUAUAAACCAUAAAGAAAAUAGUUUUACUUUUGCUAUGAAUUAAAAAAAGGAAUGUAAGAGGGCAUGCUCUUAUCUCUUUGUCAUCGACUCAUUAUUGUAACAAAGAGCAAGAUGGUUUCCCUUGUGGACUUAAUGAUAUGUGUACCUUCCAUUUACAUUAAUGAAUACAUAUGGUGCACAUGGCACAGUGCUCUUCACUA
Messenger RNA from Vitis riparia (riverbank grape), 2255 nucleotides. RefSeq names its product protein NRT1/ PTR FAMILY 2.13-like. The transcript has 4 exons. Gene Ontology annotation, biological process: transmembrane transport. Gene Ontology annotation, molecular function: transmembrane transporter activity. The record is from RefSeq and is a predicted model, not a curated record. Gene Ontology annotation, cellular component: plasma membrane. Bases 155 to 2011 code for a protein of 618 amino acids. Lineage: Eukaryota; Viridiplantae; Streptophyta; Magnoliopsida; Vitales; Vitaceae.